AUGUCUAGCACGUCCAGAAAACGGCGGAUUUUUUUUUCGAUAGCUUUAAGUUCAUCGACACCGGUGCUUUUUUUGACUAAUCUACAGGCGAAUGAUAAAGUUGGACCAUAUAUUUUUCAACUGGAAGUUACAGAUGGUAAACGACAGAAUGAUUCGACAACCGUAGAUAUUUUAGUGAACAAAGCUGUCAAUUCUGUUCCAGUACCGUACGCUGGUGGAAACCAAACGAUUCAACUGCCAGCAGAAUCAGUGGUUCUUGAUGGGAAUGUCAGAGAUGAUGGACAAAUUCUAUCUUAUAAUUGGACUCAAAUAAGUGGACCGAAUAUGCUGAAAAUCGUUAAUCGGGAUAGAUCGAAGUGUACGCUAUCUGGAUUUCAAGAGGGAGUUUAUCGUUUUCGUUUGAAUGUUACUGACGAUGGCGGUCUUUGGGGCUCAGAUGACGCUUACAUUAUUCUUAUCAGGAGCAAAAAUGAAGCACCGAUAGCAAAGGCGAAAGAUUUAACCAUUACUCUGCCAGCAAGUGUAGCGUUCCUGAAUGGAAGUGAAUCCUCAGAUGAUGCCGGAAUAGUUCGAUGGCUCUGGACCGCUCACGAUGACGUUCCUGCUUGUAUUACAUUCCUGGGCAAUUCGAAAGUAGAAUCAGUGGCGAUACUAACUGGUUUAGUUCGAGGCAUAUAUUUAUUUGAUUUAACAGUUUGGGAUCAUUCGGGUGCGAUGAAUGCAACAACUGUUACGUUAACUAUUUCUGUAGGCGUUCCACAUUUGCAGUCGGUGGAAGUGUACCUGAAAAAACAGUUUAAUGAAUUUACAUAUCGUAUAAAAAAUAAAUUUGAAGAACGGCUCAGUGCAACUCUUUCAUCGCAGAUAGAAGAAGCAAAGAAUGUAAUUGUCCUAUUUUCAUCGAUUGAUGAAGAUUCUAGCACAGGCCGAAUACGGAUCGUUUUCCGAGCUAAUUGUGUUAAUAUCGCAUUUCCUUCAAAGUCAAAUAUAGAAACAAUCCCACAGCCGAAGGAUGAAAAAGUAACAGUUAUAGAAGCAUGGAAAAUUGUUAAGAUUUUACGUUCAGAAACGACUAUGAUGACAGGAUUUAGUAUUGAUUCAGUUAAUGCUUUAUGUAAUAAUCAUCAUCGAAAGAGAAGACGUUUGCGUAAAGCAGUCAAUCCUGAAAGGAGAUUGAAUGAAACUAAAUCUAACGGAUAUGUCAAAGGCAACAGGGAUAGCUCAUCCUACGCGUUACUGCUGGCUGGAGAAAGUUCAAGUUCGGAAUCAAAAACAAGCAAAUCAUCGAAGAAAUCAAAUUCAAGCACUCGAUGGUUUACUUCGAAUACUCAACGUUCCACUGCUGCAUCUUUUAAUUUCGCUUGA
Molecule: messenger RNA, 1365 nt
Organism: Acanthocheilonema viteae
Lineage: Eukaryota; Metazoa; Nematoda; Chromadorea; Rhabditida; Onchocercidae
Source: the annotation of a GenBank genome assembly